AUGGAUUCAAAAUCUUAAAUAAUAAGUAUCAUCAUAUACUUAAUAUAGUUUUUAUGAUGAAUUAGAAACGAUGUCCUUAAAAUAAAAUAAAACUGAUGGCAACUUCUAAAUAUUCAUCAAUGAAAUUUAGAAAACCAAUCUUUGUUGGACUUCAAAAUUGCAUCCUAUAGUGGAUUACUUUAAUUAAUUGUUAGAAUAUACUCAAUGUAAAGAAGCCUUGUCAAAUUUAAAAUUGGAUUCUUGGAAAUUUACAAGAAGGGACUGAUAAUGAUGAUAUGACAUGGAUUGUUAAAUAAAACUAAUUAAAUAAAAAAAUUUAUAAGAAGAUGAAAUCAAAUUAAAGUUAAUUAAUUAAUCUAGAUGUUGGGCACUAGAUUUUGAUUCUUAUGGGUCAAUUAUGGUAUCAACUUAAUCGAAUAAAUUAAAGUAUGGAGCUUUCUAAAUGGAACAAUUAAAUUACAAACAAGAUUGUAAGGACAUAAUGAUUCAACUAGGUGUUGAAUAUUAAUUAGAAAUAGAAUUCCUUAGUUGCAGGUGACAAUACAAUAAGAUGCUGGAAACAAUCGGAUUCAAUUUAUUGGAUUAGUUCAUAACCUUAUAAAGAGCCUAAAUUAUUUGUGAGAUUUUCAUUGAAUUAGAAUGAGGAUUUACAAUUUUCUGGAAGUGACGAUAAUUUAAUUAGAUUAUGGAAGGUUUAUUUUGAUAAAAAAAUAUUGACAUACAAUUAUUUAUUAGAUAAACAUAAUAAUGAGGUGAUGGCAUUAAGUUUAAAUUAAUCAGAAUCAUUAUUAGUUUCAUGUGCAGAUGGGAAGAAUUAAAUUAUUAUUUGGGAAAGAAGAGAAUAAGAUAAGUAUGAAUUCAAAUAAUUUGUUAUUAUGGAUGAAUUUAUAACAUAGAAAAAAAUAUAUCAUUGA
Messenger RNA from Paramecium pentaurelia, 914 nucleotides. The record is from the annotation of a GenBank genome assembly. Lineage: Eukaryota; Ciliophora; Oligohymenophorea; Peniculida; Parameciidae.